This is a messenger RNA of Thrips palmi, 1481 nucleotides long. RefSeq names its product RCC1 domain-containing protein 1. The record is from RefSeq and is a predicted model, not a curated record. The coding region runs from base 284 to 1438 and encodes 384 amino acids. The transcript has 10 exons. Lineage: Eukaryota; Metazoa; Arthropoda; Insecta; Thysanoptera; Thripidae.
GUAGCAACCGCGCUAUAUUUAAGCCUUGGAAACUAACAUCGGCUGCUAUUUAUCCUUCUUUGUAAAUCUCGUUCGGUCAAGAACACUGAAAGAAGUGUGCACGUCUUGUUGACUUCCCUCUUCGUUCUAGGAAUGAUGUUAAAAUGUAACGUCCGGUUUGGCUCAUUCACUUCAGCGCUCGAAUACUUUGUUAUCGGUGGCUGAAAUAAAUGUAUGGAGAGGUUAGAGAAGUUCCAUAUGUGCACCCAUGGUACACCAGUUUUUAAACCUCAAGCUGUAAAAGAUGAUAGAGAAGUCACACUUCCAAAAAAUCUCGCGACCAUUGACAGCUUGCACAGCUUUGAAAAUGACUCUGUAUUAUUGUGGUUGGAAUGGUUGUGGUCAAGUGAAAGGCCACCCCAUUGUUAUAAGUACACCUACUGUUGUAGCUGUCGAUGGGUCCAUAGAGAGUGUCUCAUGUAGUUGGUCAGUUCUUUCCGUUGCUACAAGAAAGUCAUUAAGUAUGACAGGGUUCGUAGGUAAUCAACAUGGCGUUUCCAAACAAAUUACUCUUGGCGAUGGCUCCAAUGCAGUUCAUGUAUCCAGCUGUCUCAAUCAUUCAUUGAUAGUUAAUGACAAAGGCAAAUGCUUCGAUUAUAAUUUGGAAACAGACACAUUACGGCCACUUCCCAAAUUUACGUCUGCAGAAUACACUGAUGAGGAGGCUGAUACUCUUGAUGACACCAUUGUCAGAGUAAGCUGCAGUGACUAUAGCAACCUGGCACUUACAAAGUCAGGAAAAGUGUUUACCAUUCCAUCACCGAUUAGCUUGCCCAAACUAGUGGUGACCAAUGUGUCUUGUGGCAAUGAGCACUGUUUAUUGGUUACUCAAUGUGGAUCGGUUUUCACUUGGGGAAAUGGAAGCCGGGGACAACUUGGACACGGUGAUUUGGAACCAGAGGAAUCUCCUCGUAUUGUUGAUGCAUUGGCAGGAGUUGCAGUUAGCCAAAUUAGCGCAGGAGCAUGGCAUAGCGCCGUGGUGACCUCAAGCGGAGACCUGUACACAUGGGGCUGGGGUAGUGAUGGGCAGCUGGGUAUCAAGGAAGAAGAUGGUGAAGGGAAUGAACAUCCUGCAAAAAGAAGAAAACAAAAAAUAGAUUCACAGCUAUUAGUGGUGGAAGAACGGGAAGAGAAGUUCAGGGGUACUGUUCAGGCAUUCCCUUUGCCUGUGGAAACUCCAGCAGAUGUAGAACAAGUCAGUUGUGGCAGUCGACACACAUUAGUCCUCCUCGUUGACGGGACCAUAUUUGGCUGUGGAUGGAAUGCCUACGGCCAGCUCGCUUGCUCCCCCGACGUGUGCACCAGAAGCCCUGAACUAAGAAAAAUACUGCUGCCAGAUUCGAACACAAGAAUAUCUAGAAUACAGUGUGGAGGCUGGAGCUCUUGUUUUUUUUUGUAGCUGUUGUGGAAAAUAAAAUAAAACCUAAACACUGCCUUUUGAA